UCCAGUCUUCUCUGAGCGCGGCCCCCUGCUCCCUCUCUCUCUUCUCUCUCCCCCGCAAGUGUGCACAGUGCCACAACCCACUCUGCCACUGCGAGCUGAGCUCUCCCUCCACCUCCCCGAUCUGGUCACUGGCCGCAUCAGUCUCCACCAUCCCUUCCCUUCGCACGCACCUCUGAAACCCUAGACCCGCCUCGCGAGUUGCUUCGCCGCCAGCCGCCGCCGCCAUGGACCCGGCCCCGGCGGUCGCUGCGGAGCUCUGGCGCCCGCCUCACCUCGCCGCGGGCGGCGGCCGGGCGGUGGAAGCCACCUCCGCCGUCACGGAGAAGAGCGGCGGCGGCCGGGGAGGAGGCAGCGCCGGACGGAGAAAGCAGCGGGAGGCACCGGCGUCCGAGGACGACUCGUCCCGGAUCGUCUCCACUUCCGGCGGCGGCGGCGGUCAGGAUUUGACAGAUUCAGGAGCAAAACGUUUCAAAACAAAUAAAUCCAACGAUAAUAAUGGCAACCAAAGAACAGAGGCUGAAACUCAAACAAGAAGCGCUGGCAAGGGUGUUAGUAAAAACCCUCCAGCGCCAGAGCCACCGAAACAAGAUUACAUCCAUGUCAGGGCAAGAAGGGGCCAAGCAACUGACAGUCAUAGUCUUGCAGAAAGGGCACGGCGUGAGAAAAUAAGCGAACGGAUGAAAGUUCUCCAGGAUCUCGUCCCUGGAUGCAACAAGGUUAUUGGGAAAGCAUCAGUACUUGACGAGAUAAUUAAUUACAUUCAGUCUUUGCAAUGCCAAGUUGAGUUCCUGUCAAUGAAACUUGAGGCGGUAAAUGCCCAUGCGAACAAUGGUGAAGCAUUUCCAUCCAAAGAUUUUGCUGCGCAGACAUACAACACAGCUCCUGGACUGACAUUUGAUACCCAAACCCCAAGAGAAUACGCUCAAGGCACAUCGGCCUCGGAAUGGCUUCACAUGCAGAUUGGCGGUGGUGCCUACGAACGGGUGUCAUGAACAAGAUGAAUCCAGAGUAGCAUUCUAAUAAAGGGAACCAUGAUCAAUCAAGCCCAUGGUUCUAGAUUAUUUUUUGAAACUGUCAUGUUCCAGACGCAGUUUUAGUCAUGCUUGGAGCUGUAAUGCCAGUAGGAACAUGUAUUUUGAGGCGGGUACAAUUUUCUUUUCCCCAUCUGAAUCCAAGACACGAUCUUCCUUCUCCUAUUCAUGUGUUCCUUGGAAUUUC
Molecule: messenger RNA, 1218 nt
Organism: Setaria italica (foxtail millet)
Lineage: Eukaryota; Viridiplantae; Streptophyta; Magnoliopsida; Poales; Poaceae
Product: transcription factor BHLH089
Exons: 6
Coding region: 225-992 (255 amino acids)
Biological process (GO): regulation of DNA-templated transcription
Cellular component (GO): nucleus
Molecular function (GO): DNA-binding transcription factor activity; protein dimerization activity
Source: RefSeq, a predicted model, not a curated record